AUGUCUUACAACGCCCGUCGAGUCUCCCGUUCCAAUGGCAAGUCAGCGCUCCCGGUAGAGACUGACCAAGGAAGCAGCAAUGCUUCCACAACCCCUAUCCGGGGAAGUCAUGUAAAUGGACUUCUCCCUAGCCGCCCUCGACGUAAAGCAGUUGCUUUGGGUCGAUCUAAUUAUGUUGACGACCCCCUGGAUGAUUCGGUCGAUCCUACCUUCGACCCCCCUCAUCAGCCCGAGCCUGAGCCUGAACCUGAGCCCGAGCCUGUCGUCGAAGACGAAGACGACGAUGAUUAUAUAACCGACGAAGAUGAGUUGGAGGAAGAGGAAGACGAGGAAGAGGAUGAUCCCGAGGAUCAUGACCAUGAAUGUGACAGCCAUUGUCACCAUGGUUCGGACGUAGAUGACGACUCGGACGAUGACGAGCCACUUGUUCCGAAAAGGAGAUUGGCUCUAAAGCGAGCCGCACCGGUGGCCAAGAAAGCCAAAUCUCGUCGCUCGGCAAAGAAGCCGAGAAUCAGUGAUGUGGACGACCAGCUUGUCGAAGAUUGGCUUGCUGAAGUUAAUGAGAAGUAUCCCGUCAGGGCUAAUGAUCCUGAUGUUAAGAGGUUCGAGAAGAAACUGCGGGCCUUGGUGGUGCGCCUGCAUGAGUGGGCCAAGUCUAGAGAUGCAAGUUGGUUCCGUCUGCCGAGAUGGCGCAGAGCUACCACCUAUUCCUUCCGGUGCUACGUUGCAAGGGAGGACCCAGAUGAGCUGACAGGUACUCUGCUGUCAGCUAUGCCUAGAAUUGCGAGAAAGAUUCUAGGAAAGGAGGGUCUGCGGCCCGAGGACCUCCUUGACCUUCCGACAGGUGCUGAAGACCUUCGCCAGAGAGCGACAUAUUUCGACAUUGUCACUCUGAUGGAGCCGUCGCAAGUUAUCCGGAAAAAAUCGCGACAUUGGAGAUUCCGAAACGGUCUCCUAGUAAAGACACUGAAGAAUGGGGUCGACCCCAAGACUGCUCGCAAGAUAAGUGUGUACUGUGGCUCAGUUGUUGGCGAAAAGGGCUGCAGACAACGAAUGCAGACACAUGUCAGAUGCGGCAACAAAGCUGAGGAGACCGCCUCAGCCUCUCAUUACAAAGAGGCCACCAAGCAGAAUGCGGUCCAGAACCUACGUGUGGCCGCAGCUUUCCAAAAUCCCAAGUUGCAACCAGUCCAGCCAGAUACGGACCAGAGAGCCCCAUCUGUCUUGUUGGAGGGUAUCCUCAUGACGUAUCUGGGACUCUAUCUAGAUGGGAAAGAUGACAGCGGUUUCGAGGCACUUCACCCCCAGUGCACCUUUGAUCUCAGUAAAGAGCUCAGGAAAGGGCUCGACCUUCCCAACUUCUUGGCCAUCAGCCUCAACAACGCUUGGCCCCUUUACCAAGGAUAG
Messenger RNA from Phaeoacremonium minimum UCRPA7, 1407 nucleotides. RefSeq lists its product as hypothetical. Lineage: Eukaryota; Fungi; Ascomycota; Sordariomycetes; Togniniales; Togniniaceae. The record is from RefSeq and is a predicted model, not a curated record. Bases 1 to 1407 code for a protein of 468 amino acids. The transcript is spliced from 2 exons.